Messenger RNA from Cottoperca gobio, 4801 nucleotides. RefSeq names its product mitochondrial import inner membrane translocase subunit TIM16-like. The record is from RefSeq and is a predicted model, not a curated record. Gene Ontology annotation, biological process: protein import into mitochondrial matrix. Bases 158 to 2944 code for a protein of 928 amino acids. Gene Ontology annotation, cellular component: TIM23 mitochondrial import inner membrane translocase complex. Lineage: Eukaryota; Metazoa; Chordata; Actinopteri; Perciformes; Bovichtidae. Gene Ontology annotation, molecular function: protein binding. The transcript is spliced from 28 exons.
GAAAAUCUCCGCCCAUGCGGACAGCUCUGUGGAGCAAAGCGAGCAAACACCGCACGGCCAACCUGAACUGUCAGCUGUAGCAGGAGUCCUCUGCAGAGUACCAACCAGCUCGACAGAGACACCCAGGAAGGCACGAAAGUCAAUUUGAGAGAGCAGCAUGAAUCGCUUUAAGACCUCCAAAUUCAAAAACACCACUCCGAAAAUUGCCAAGAAAGAUGGAUGGAUCAACAACGUCCAAGGUGGCUCCUUCUCCUGCCAGGGGAACCACAUCAAAGCAAGCUCCAAGUUUGUGGCCUUUAACACCGAUCAGGCUGGUGGAGGUAUGCUGGGCCUGUCCUCAGUCAAACCUGGUUCAGAUGGACAGUGGACAGUCACGCAGAUUUCCUGCCAUUCUGAUCUGGUGACUGAUAUGGACUUUUCCCCUUUUGAUGAAAGUCUCCUGGCAACAUGCUCUGGAGAUGAAACGGUGAAGUUGUGGAGUUUAUGUGAUCCAGAGCUGCAGCAGCCCAGCGCUCCUCAGCUGACCCUGCGUCCAGGGCAGGGCAGGCUUGAGCUGGUGCUUUUCCACCCCACCUCCUCUGGCUUGUUGGCCGUGGGCGCCACCAAGUCCCCCAUGAUUUGGGACACCGGCCGCCUGGAUACACCACUAGCAGUUUUGGAGCAGCACGGUGACCAGCUGCAGAGUCUGAGCUGGAAACAGGACGGCUCUCUGCUGGCUUCCUCCUGCAAGGACAAGAUGCUGCGAGUGUUUGACCCCAGAGCCCAGCUGACACCUGUUCAGAGUGCCAAGAGCCUUCAGAACAACAAGGAUUCACGCAUCCUGUGGGCCAAAGAGGACUUUUUACUCACCACCGGCUUUGAUAUGAUGCGUACUCGGGAGGUGAGGCUUUGGGACAGCAGGAAGCUGAGCUCAUCGGUCAGCUCGGCGUCGCUCAGCACUUCCAGCGGGAUGGUGAUCCCUCUGUUUGAUGAUGACACCGGUCUGCUCGUACUGGCUGGCAUGGGGGAUACUGUGUUUGAUUGCUUUGAAGUUUCUGCCUCUGAGCCUUUCCUCUCGCAAGUGAGCCACUGUCUGGCGGACACCUCUACACGAGGAGUUGCCAUGGUACCCAAGCUGGCGUUGGAUGUCAUGUCCUGCGAAGUGAUGCGUGUGCUUCAGCUGACAGACAGCUGCAUUGUGCCAAUCAGCUAUCAAGUCCCUCGCAAGCAUACAGGUCAGGAGUUUCAUGAAGAUCUUUACCCAGAUACAGUGGGCACAACUCCAGCCAUGUGCGCUGAAGAGUGGUGGAAGGGAGGGAACCAGCAGGUGGAGAAAGUCAGCCUGGACAAACAGCUCAAACCAAAGGCUCCACCAGCAAAACAGAUGUCUGCAAAGAAGGAGCUGGCCAGUGGGGGGAGCAAGGAGGACCCGCCACGUGGUUGCUCCACCUCUAGUAGUCCUCUAAGCACUCCGAGCAGUAGCGCUGACCCGUCCCGCUCUCCCUCCUCCACCUCCGGCUUGUCCUCAGGCUUCCUCCCCAGCCUCAGUGCCACUCAGAGUGCCAAGGCCAUCCAGAGCAUGCUGGGGCCGACCUCCAAGUUCCGUCACAUUCAGGGUACGAUGAUGCACCGGGACACGCACAUCACCAAUCUGCGUGGCCUCAACCUGACCACACCCGGCGAGUCAGACGGCUUCUGUGUCAACCGGCAACGCGUGGCAGUGCCCCUCGCCAUCUCCGGGGGACAGAUCGGCAUCUUUGAGCGCUCUCAGCCUGGCAGGAUACCUGACACAGCGCUGCCCACCAUCCAAAACUCUGUGAAUGUGGUCGACCUCUCUUGGGAUCCCUUUGACACACACCGGUUGGCUGUUGCUUGUGAUGAUGCAAAGAUCCGGGUGUGGAAGGUACCAGAGGGAGGGCUGAAAGAGACCCUGACCGAGCCUGAGGUCAUCUUGAGAGGCCACACUGAGAAGAUUUACUCCAUGAAGUUCCACCCUCUGGCCAGCGGACUCCUCGUGUCUUCAUCCUACGAUCUCACCGUCAAACUGUGGAACCUGGAGACCGGAGAACAUGUCAAAGUCCUCACCGGACACCAAGACCAGGUGUUUGGCAUGGCGUGGAGCCCCAAUGGCAAGCUCCUGGCCACAGUGUGCAAGGACGGGAAAGUUCGCAUCUAUGACCCUCGCAAGUCCACCGCACCUGUGCAGGAGGGCCCAGGUCCUGAGGGCCACAGGGGAGCUCGUGCAGUCUGGGUGUGUGAUGGCAAGUACCUGCUGGUGUCCGGAUUUGACAGUCGCAGUGAGCGAGUGCUCUACCUGUACUCUGCUGACUCCCUAUCCUCUGGAGUUAUAGCCAGCACCUCUGUGUCCGUCUCCCCCUCUACGCUCAUCCCUUUCUACGACCCCGACACCAGUGUGGUCAUCCUCACUGCAAAAGGUGAUACCAGAGUGCACAUUUAUGAGAUAGUCCCUGAAGCUCCGUACUUUAUGGAGUGCAGCAGCUUUAACUCUCCUGAGCCACAUAAGGGUUUGGCCUUUCUGCCAAAGACGGAGUGCAACGUGCGUGACGUAGAGAUAGCUAUAGGACUAUUGCUCACCAAGACGACCAUAGAGCCAGUGGCCUUCAAAGUGCCACGGGUCAAGAAAGAGUUUUUCCAGGACGAUGUGUACACAGAGACAGCAGUCUGUUGGGAACCGGCACUGACUGCCUCUGCCUGGCUGUCUGGCUCCAACGGCCAGCACAAAAAGAUCAACCUAAAGCCUAAAGACAUGACGCCAGUGAGUGAGGCCCCCAAAGAGGCUCCAGUUAGGAAAUACCUGCCCUCAUCUGUUUACCUGGAGGAGAAGACCGAUGAACAGAAGAAGGAGGAGCUGCUCAGUGCCAUGGUGGCUAAGUUGGGGAACAGAGACGACCCGCUGCCACAGGAGUCCUUCGAGGGGGUCGAUGAGGACGAGUGGGAUGACUAGAGGGGACGCCAUCUUGCCUUUGGUGCCGACAGCAGAGAGGAGAGAACAGAUCAGCUGUCAAGUCACGUUGCCAAUUGUGUGUGUGCGAUGGUGCCACCCACACUUCCUCUGAGCUUAAACAGCCGACAUCUCAGCCUACUGUUCAAUGUGAAAGUAUAAAUGAUUAUGGGAAAUAAAUCACAAUAACUAUAGCACCCCCUGAUAUCAGUAUGUAUCACAAUAUCUCUAAAAGUUUGGAAAAUCAAAUGUCAUGUUGUCUAGUUUGGUGUUCAUCAUAUCCGACUGCAUGGAAUUCGAUAUGAAAAAAGAAAAAUCAACUGUAAUUCUUAAAUAUUUUAGAAGUCAUUCUGGGAUCAAUCUGGCAUAUUAAUUGCUUUGUUAUAUUAAUGUUUACGUCACACUUUUUGUGAUAUUUCGACAGAAAUCCCACCAUAUAAAUAUCAGAAAAUAGUCCAUUAAAUCAGGACACCUCAAACAUACCACACUUCUGUCAGUGCAAGGGGAAUUAAACUGCUGGCAAUCCUAGCAAUAAUAAGCUUUAUGUUACCAGUUAACUCUCUUAAUGGUUGUACCAGACCAAACUAGAACUUUUCUUUUUAAGUAGUAGAGUAUUUUAACACAACUGUUGUAUAUGGCUAUGGGUUAAGCAUGAUAAUACACUCCGUCAGUCCUGAUAUACAAAAUAAUGGCCUCCUCUUGUGCCCGGUCUGUUAUUUUCCGAUAUAAAUACCAGGUUGUGUAGCGUUGCAUACAAAGUUGUUAUCUGCACAUUUACCUCCGCUGUGUUACCACUGCUUUUACUGGCCGGUCAUACGAGCACGCUCAGUCACAAUGUGUCUUUGAAAGGUGUAAUGUUGUUAAUGAUCUCAUUGAAUAAGUGAAUCAUCAUACAUCUGAUAAAAAAACAACCCUCAUCUUCCUGUUUUAUCAGGUAAAACACACACACGAUUACUGUAACAUCUUCAAGCCUUCCGUAGCAAAAACCACACUGAGGAUACAACAGGGUCACCAGUGUUCAUGUUUGGCCAUGAACUGGAAUUUCUUAUGACAAUAACAUUAAGUUCACUUUUUCUUUGUUAGCCAAUAAUAUAAUAAAAUGCCAUUUCAACAAUAAUGUGUUGCUGUAUAAGUUAGAUUUGAUUUACUGUUUUGCCAUCCGGUAGUUUUAUAAUAGUCUUAUAAGAAGGGGUUAAAGGUCAAAUAAGCUGCGGUGUUGUUAUGCAUUAAAAGCCAAACCUCCUCCUCUUUGGGAGUUUUUAGAGGAGCCUUUGUAUACUCUGAUUCUUUCCUUUCUCGCUUUUCUUCUUUUUCUGGGCAACUUUUAAUCAUGACCUUUGUUGGUUCUUCAGACUGUUUGGGGAUAUUCCUCACUUAAAUGAGCUAAUUUUCUUAUCUAAUGUUUACUAGUAGUAAAUGAUCAUGAUGUUGAUUAUACAAUAACAGUACAGUAUUAAUAACGUACAAUGCAGCCAUAACAGAUAUCAUGUAUUUUCCAAUCAGGGCUACAGCAAUAUCGUCAAUAAUCCAGGCUUGAACCCUCCAUUUGUUAACAACCUCUGAUGGACUGAAACAAACCAUCGAUUCCGCCAUGCAUGGUCGUGCACAUCAUGUUAUACAGGUGAACUGCAGGUGUCGUCGGUAUUUGUGUGAUGUACACUGUAAGCGCUUGUGAUUCUUGAACACCAUACUUGUAAUAUUUGUAUUGCAUUAACUUGCCUUCCAUUGUGUUAAAAAAAAAAAAGUACUUCCUUUUUAUACAGUGGGUAAAGCGUUGUUGUUGUUUGGUCUGUCGUACUUGAGGAAUGGUUUGUGGAUGUUUUUUCAAUAUUGUCUCGCAAUAAACAUUUUUGAACCCAA